AUGAUAUUCUCGACGGCCACGAUUGGUCGCUGGUCGCGUGGCAUCAAAUUAGACGCCGCGGCCAACGGUGGCCGCUGGUCGCUUGCCGCUAAAUGCGUAGGGGCUAUAGCGAUGGCCAAUAAAGUCCAGAAUUCACUGGCCGCCGUGGCCAGGACGCGGCGACCAUGGUCGCCAGUUCGUGGCGCUAAAAAGCAGAGGAUAUUCAUUUUUCACACAUAG
Molecule: messenger RNA, 219 nt
Organism: Parnassius apollo (apollo)
Lineage: Eukaryota; Metazoa; Arthropoda; Insecta; Lepidoptera; Papilionidae
Source: the annotation of a GenBank genome assembly